Teleopsis dalmanni is the source of this 1460-nucleotide messenger RNA. RefSeq lists its product as uncharacterized. Gene Ontology annotation, molecular function: glutathione transferase activity. The transcript is spliced from 11 exons. The record is from RefSeq and is a predicted model, not a curated record. Gene Ontology annotation, biological process: glutathione metabolic process. Bases 54 to 1460 code for a protein of 468 amino acids. Lineage: Eukaryota; Metazoa; Arthropoda; Insecta; Diptera; Diopsidae.
AAAAUAGUUCAGUUCCAUCUGAGUGGUUAGUGUGUCAAUUGACCAGCAAAAGCAUGGCAGCGCGUCCAAUUUUAUAUUAUGCUCAGUUUAGUCCGCCUUCCAGAGCCUGUCUAUUGACAUCGAAGUUAAUUAAUUUAAAUAUAGAAACGAAAUCAAUUAACUUUGAGAAAAAGGAAAAUCAUAGUGAAUGGUUUCUAAAGAUAAAUCCACGCCAUACAGUACCGGUAUUAGUCGACCGUGGUGUAUCACUUUCCGAUAGUCAUGCAAUCAUAACAUAUUUAGUUGAUCAGUAUGGAAAAGAACAACAUGAGCAUUUAUAUCCAAAAGAUCUGCUUAAGCGCGCUAUCGUAAACGAGCGUUUAUAUUAUGAAAAUGGAGUUUUAUUUCAAGCAGCUAAAGAUUUUGCGGCCAGAAUUUUCUAUGGUGGUGAAAUUUCUUAUAAUAAUCAUAGUAAAAAAUUAUGCCAUAACGCCUAUAAAUUCCUUGACAAAUUUCUAAAUCAUAGCAACUAUGUUGCUGGAGAUCAAUUGACUGUAGCCGAUGUAUCUAUUAAUACCUCUUUAAUAACAUUGGAUAAAUUGGUGCCAGUGGAAGAGCAACGAUAUCCAAAAAUUCAUACUUGGAUGCAACGUAUGAAGAAUGAGCUGCCGGACUAUAAAAUGAAUGAAGCUGGAGCUCAACAAUUGUUUCAACGUUUCGAGGAUUCACUUGUUGAGAAUAUGACAAAACAUGGUCUGUUGUUUUCAUUUUUUGUUUUUAUUUCAAUUGAGCAUUCACUUGCGAUGGUUAAGCCGUGUUUGUAUUUUGCAUUAUUUAGUCCGCCGGCGCGUGCUUGUCUGAUAACGGCAAAAUUGAUUGGAUUGGAUAUAGACGUAAAACAUGUUAAUUUUGCACAAAAAGAACAUUUAAGUGAUGACUUUAUAAAGUUAAAUCCACAACAUCAAGUGCCGAUAUUUGUUGAUGACGAUAAUGAAAUUUAUGUUGACAGUCAUGCCAUCAUCUGCUUUAUGGUUUCUAAAUAUGCUAAAGACGACAGUUUGUAUCCGACGAAUUUAACACAGCGCGCAAGAGUUGAUCAUCGCUUACACUUCGAAAAUGGAGUAUUAUUUCAAGUUAUUAAGGACUUGGUGGCGCGUAACAUUUACGGUGGAGAAGGCGAGUUCAAUCAAAAAUCUUUAGAUAUGUGCCAGAAUGCCUACGGUUUUCUUGAGAGCUUCUUGCAAAAUGGAAAAUAUGUUGUCGGUAAUACGAUGACAGUUGCUGAUAUAUCGAUAAACACAACUUUGAUCACCUUAAAUAUGUUAAUACCAGUAGAUCAAACAAGAUAUCCAAAUAUUGUCGCAUGGAUGGAACUUAUGAAAAGUUUACCUGACUAUGAAGAUAUAAAUGUGAAGGGUGCUGAUGCUUUAUAUAAACGUAUUAUAACGGUGAUGGCUGAAAAUAAAAAUAAAUCAAAUUAA